CCCGAGAUUAAGAUGUGAUAGAUAUGCAUACUUUUUAUUUCCUUUGCAUAGUUUUAAAUGUCAUUGAGUCAAACUUGAAAUCUACAGUAGAACAGUGUUUUGUUCCAUUGACUCUGCUGAGACCUGGACAUUUUUAGUGUUGUUAACCAAUUAGGAAAAUAAUCGGUUCAAUUAAAUAAUUGAGAUCUCUGGUGGAAGAAAAACCAGAAGGCCCUGUGGCUCUCCAGGACCAGGGUUGGCCACCCCUGAUAUAGAGCUUCUGAAAACCAGAGAGGAUUUCAGCACUGGGUUUUGCUGAUUACGGGGAGAUGUAUCACAACAGCUCACAAAAGAAAUUCUGGACUUUCCCAAAAGAAGACGACCUUGAAACUCUGAGGUUUCAAGCCAAUCAGAAGUUUCGCGCAAAAGUCUUAGGAAGUGGAAAGGCUGCAGUGAAUGAGUCUUUGUUUCUGGAGCCCCAUGAGGAGAAGAUUAUCUUUAAGCACUAUGAAAAGAGACUUCUGGACUUUUGUGCCAUUUUUAAGCCAGUAAUGCCAAAAUCUGUUGUGGGUACAGCAUGUAUGUAUUUUCGGAGAUUUUACCUGAAUAACUCGGUGAUGGAAUGUCAUCCCAGGAUAAUAAUGCUGACCUGCACUUUUCUGGCCUGUAAAGUAGAUGAGUUCAAUGUCUCGAGCACACAGUUUGUUGGGAAUCUCAGAGAAAGUCCCGCAGGCCAAGACAAAGCACUGGAGCAGAUCCUGGAGUAUGAAUUGCUUCUUGUUCAGCAACUGAAUUUCCACCUCGUUAUCCAUAAUCCUUACAGACCAUUUGAAGGCUUUCUUAUUGACUUGAAGACGAGGUACCCAGCGCUGGAGAACCCCGAGGUCUUGAGGAAAGCAGCGGAUGAUUUUCUAAACCGAGCAACCAUGACAGAUGCUGGUCUUCUUUUUCCACCGUCGCAAAUAGCACUGACGGCUAUUUUAAAUGGUGCAUCAAGGGCAGGGAUUAAUAUGGAAAGUUAUUUGACAGAAUGCAUGGGAUUGAAGGAUGAUAGGGAAACCCUGUCAAAGAUGAUUGAUUCAAUGAGGCGUAUAAAGAACCUGAUAAAGAAGUAUGAGCCCCCAAGAGUGGAUGAGGUUAACAUGCUUAAACAAAAGCUCGAGAGGGUUCACAGUGAAUUUGCAACAAUCAGAAACCUAAAGAGGAGGAAAGGAUAUGAAGAUGAUGAGCAUGUCACCAAAAAAUCCAAGACGGAAGAGGAGGUGUGGACAGAUGACGAUAUGGAUUCCCUUUAAUGGACGCAGCAUAAUCUGUUUAAACUAAUUCCAAUGAGUGAAAAUAACUUGUGUUGUGAUAUGUCACCUGCAUCUGUGGGCCUGAAACAAUAGCUGCUUUUAUAAAGCAAAGAAGAUGAAAGCAAACCAUUGCCAUAUUCAGUCAUGUGACUUCAUAUGUUAUGAUCAAAUGACUUUUUACUGCUGCAAGAGUAUUGCAGUAUUUUGUCAAAUACAUCAUUUAGUUGACACAUUCCCUUUAGGAAUGUGUAUUCUAUAGUUGUAUGCUAAAUGGGUCUUCAGAAGAAGUAUCCUACUUUUCUGAAUUAAAAUACCACUAUUUUUUUAUAAUAAAUAAAUAAUGUUAAA
Messenger RNA from Acipenser ruthenus (sterlet), 1622 nucleotides. RefSeq names its product cyclin-H-like. The record is from RefSeq and is a predicted model, not a curated record. Gene Ontology annotation, molecular function: cyclin-dependent protein serine/threonine kinase regulator activity. Gene Ontology annotation, biological process: regulation of transcription by RNA polymerase II; regulation of cyclin-dependent protein serine/threonine kinase activity; DNA-templated transcription. Gene Ontology annotation, cellular component: transcription factor TFIIK complex; nucleus. The transcript has 10 exons. The coding region runs from base 309 to 1274 and encodes 321 amino acids. Lineage: Eukaryota; Metazoa; Chordata; Actinopteri; Acipenseriformes; Acipenseridae.